GGAGAAUGUUUUCAUCGCAAUGCUAAUUUGCUUUCUCUGGUAUAUUUAUAGGAUUUUAUUGAUGCUGAAGUUAAAAUUUAGCCUAAAUUUAGAAUGGUUUUAGGCUUAGCAACUUAGAGUGUUAGCAGAAGAUAUAGUCGAAGGAUAAACUUUAUGUGCUUCGAUAAUUUAAUUAAAUCGGAUAUACACCAUCUUUGGGUAUUACUUGAAUAUUUAUGAAGAACUUGAUGAUGGUUUGGUGAGAAUAAGUUCUUUACUAUCCGUGAUGUUUUUGCUCUAUACUUUUAACUCUUACAUUUGCCAUAACAACCUCGUGAAUGCACCAAGUAUCGUGCUGCAAAGAUGGGAGACGUCUAAUCUAAUUUAUUGGAGGGAAGCAGUUAUAUAAAAUGGCGGCUAGAACUUUGAGAAGACGGCUCCAUCAUGGAGAUGUCGAUGGGAGAAGUAAUGAGCAUGUAGACAUAUCAAGUAUUGAUUCUCUGAAUGAGCCUCUUCUUGGAAAACAUAGCUUCGAUCGGAGACAAUCUGAGGUACAUGAUCACGAAAGAGAGCAAGAUAUCUGGGACGACAAGAAGAAGGAACAACUACACUGGACAUAUAUCUUUUCUAAUUUAAUUGCGGAAUGGACGCAAUGGUUAGCCAACAUUCUGCAUAGCUCUGGGACAGCUUUAGGAAGGCUUCUACCUUUUUCUUCUUCUAAUCAGGGACAACCGGUUUAUCUGAGUCCUUUACAGGAAGAAAGAUUGCAGAAUCUUAGGGAGAGAUUACAAGUGCCAUUCGAUGGUUCUCGUGUGGAUCAUCAAGAUGCGCUAAAGCAACUUUGGAGGCUCGCUUACCCUAAUCGAGCAAUUCCUCCUCUCAAAUCAGAAUUGUGGAAGGAGAUGGGUUGGCAAGGUACAGACCCAUCCUCGGAUUUCAGGGGUGGUGGAUUUGUAUCGCUGGAGAACCUCAUCUUUUUCGCACAGAAGUACCCAGAUUCAUUUCAGAUGCUAUUGCACAAACAGGAAGGGCAGAGAGCCGAAUGGGAGUACCCUUUUGCCGUUGCCGGUGUUAAUAUAUCGUUCAUGUUAGUCCAGAUGUUAGAUCUGCAGUCAAGCAUGCCGACUACUAAAGCUGGACUCCGUUUCUUGGAGCUGCUCGCAGAAGAUGAGAGUGCUUUUGACAACCUAUAUUGCGUGGCAUUUUGCUUGAUGGAUGCUCAAUGGCUCGCUAAACGGGCUUCUUACAUGGAGUUCAAUGAAGUUUUGAAGUCGACAAGAACCCAGUUAGAGCGCGAGCUUGCCCUGGAUGACACUACCAAUGUGAAGGACUUACCGGCAUUUACGAUGUUGUACAGAUAAAAAUUUUGUGCACCUUCAAGAGGAGAAUCAAGGCUUGCAUCUCCUAGCGAGCUUGAAAAUUUUUCUUGUUUUAAAAAUUAUUAUCUAUUUAAAGGGGAGCUAUAUGGUUAGACUGAAAAUACGAGAUGAGAUGAAAGACAUAUCAUCAGAUGGUACAUGGCUGAUGUGGUGAACCAAUUGUAGGCGAUAAUCCCCUGUUUCUGCUGUUCGAUUGUUCGGUGCUUUUACAACCCUUUGAUAUCAACUGCUAUACAAGUGUGUACUCACAAGAAUGCGAAAAGAAUAAAACAUCUUGUGCAUAGAUAAACUUCAUGAACUCUCUCUCUCUGGACUGUGGAGACAGAUCAAUGUGUAGGAUUAGGAUAUGGAAAGUUGCUUGCCAUGUAAUAGUUUAAGUCUUGGAAGGUGAUUCGACUGUACUGUGUAAUUCAAGCUUGUUGGUGAAGCUCAUCCUGAGCUUACAAUGGCGUUAAUCCGUUUGAAUAAAAGGUCGAAUCUGUAUGAAGUGGAAGGAUAAGUUUCCACAUUAUUUCGAUCAAACAAAACUGGUGAGGUGAAAAGUCAA
Messenger RNA from Ananas comosus (pineapple), 1905 nucleotides. RefSeq names its product ELMO domain-containing protein A. The transcript is spliced from 10 exons. Bases 390 to 1340 code for a protein of 316 amino acids. The record is from RefSeq and is a predicted model, not a curated record. Lineage: Eukaryota; Viridiplantae; Streptophyta; Magnoliopsida; Poales; Bromeliaceae.